GGGAGGCUCUGGGAAGCGCUAGGAUGGUUUUCCAAUCUAAAGCACGUGAAAGAAGCGCAUGCCUCUAAAUCCAGACUCGUCCCAUGCGGAGAGAGGGGAAGUGGUCGGUAUUUCCACUCUUGCAUCAUUCAACCGAUGACGUAGCUCGUUGGCUCCGAGUGGCGGCUUGGACAUAAAUUGCUGGGAAACCGGCAACACCUCGCGCCAUGUCUGAUAUCCCCAACUCCAACGAGCCUUCCGGCGAUCUGAGGCCUCAGCCCAGCAAGGCCUGGGGCCAAUUCCACUCGGUCAAGGGCACACUCAUCGAGAUGAUCGGGCACAUGAUGGGCGCGACAUCGUGGCAGGAGUCUGGGCGUGAGGAACAUCUGCGCGGGGAGGGGGAGGUCCAAGCAGCGGAGGCCGAGGCGUACGUGCAGGGUGCGGUCGACAGGGUGCAGGGAAAGGUCGACGCUGUUGUUGGUGCGAUCACCGGGGACCAGGCCAGACAAAUCCAUGGUAGGUCCAUAAGAUUUGGAGAUGGCGGCGUUUGGAUGUGACUCAAUUCAAUUUUCCUGGUAGGCAAUGCUCAGCAUGAUAUGGGCAAGGCUAAUCAGGAGGCAAACGGGCCGUUUUGAGCAGAUUGAAUAUUACAUAUACCCUGUACGCAACUUAGCUAUCGUCUAAACUAUUCCCUGGCAUGCGAGUCGCAUCGAGGCUGUCUC
This is a messenger RNA of Mycena citricolor, 701 nucleotides long. Lineage: Eukaryota; Fungi; Basidiomycota; Agaricomycetes; Agaricales; Mycenaceae. The record is from the annotation of a GenBank genome assembly.